Messenger RNA from Sinocyclocheilus grahami, 994 nucleotides. RefSeq names its product tctex1 domain-containing protein 1-like. The record is from RefSeq and is a predicted model, not a curated record. The coding region runs from base 211 to 903 and encodes 230 amino acids. Gene Ontology annotation, molecular function: dynein intermediate chain binding. The transcript has 3 exons. Gene Ontology annotation, cellular component: cytoplasmic dynein complex; cytoplasm. Gene Ontology annotation, biological process: microtubule-based movement. NCBI's taxonomy places the organism in Eukaryota, Metazoa, Chordata, Actinopteri, Cypriniformes, Cyprinidae.
CAUUAGUUGAGAAGAGAGAACCUCACUGGAAUACAACAAUUUUCACAUUUUAAUUGAGCUCCUAAACGGAUUAAUAUCUCUCAAGAGUGGUGUGGAGGCAAAGACUGGGGAGAGCCAGAAGAGAGGUGAACUGAACCUGAGGUGUGGUAUACUGUUGACUCAAUCUGAGGACUUCAACAAUAAUUUACUGCACAGACAGAUUUAUUCAUCAUGGCCAAUCAGCAUCUACCACUGUCUCAGGAGACUUUAGCUCAGUUCAAUCGCUCCAUGUCCACAGAACCAGGUGCCUCAGGGCCUCCAAGGCGACGUCUGGGCUCUAUCUCCACUCGCCGAAGCUCCAAAGACCAAUCCAAGGACCAGCCCCACCACAGACCCCAGUUUCUCAGGAGCAUGACGGUUCCUUCAUCCGAGUCAUUGUUCUUGAGCCCCAGCGUCAGCAAUUCUCACAUCUCCAUGGGCAAGCGGUUCUCAUUCGCAGGCUGGCACCAGGGAGGAAGAGUGAGCUUCUCUGGACUGUACCUUCAACAACCCAUCCAGGAGGUGUAUGUGGAGAACACCUACAGAAUGGGACCAGAACCAGGGUGCCAUUUCAGUGCCAGCAGGACCCAGCAGAUCUUACAGGCCACUUUGGAUAGUUAUUUGGAAGGUGUGUGUUACAGUCCUGAUAGUUGUAGCCAGCUGUGUCAGAUGUUAGCAGAUCUAGUUCUCAGUAAACUAAAAGAUGUCAAUCCGCCACGAUAUAAACUCGUGUGCCAGGUGGUGGUCGGGCAGAGUGGUAAACAAGGUAUAAGGAUGGCCAGCCGUAGCCUGAUGAACCCCAACACUGACAACUACACAUCUGCUGUUUUCCAUAAUCACUCGCUGUUUGCUGUGGCUUUAGUACACCGCUUGUACUUUGAAUGAAAGCUAAAUCAACAGCCCUUAAUAUGUGUACACAAAAUGCAUGUUUAAAAAAAGUUAGUCUUUUUAAAGAUUCAAACUAAGGCUGCAUUUA